Messenger RNA from Ilyonectria robusta, 585 nucleotides. RefSeq lists its product as uncharacterized. The transcript has a single exon. The coding region runs from base 1 to 585 and encodes 194 amino acids. The record is from RefSeq and is a predicted model, not a curated record. NCBI's taxonomy places the organism in Eukaryota, Fungi, Ascomycota, Sordariomycetes, Hypocreales, Nectriaceae.
AUGUUCGCCAACACUGCCAUCCUUGCCCUCGCUGGCCUCGCCGGCCUCGCUGCCGCCCAGACUCCCACUGCUGGAGUCUUCCAGACCGCGCUCCCCGGCAACGGCACCAUCGUCGAGGUGACCAAGGUGUACACUGCCUACACCACGGUCUGCCCCAGCCCCACGUCGUUCGUGUUCAACGGCCACACCUACGACGUCACCACGUCCUGCACUCUGACCAUCACCGACUGCCCCUGUACCGUUGUUGAGACUCACGGCGGCCCUCCCACCCAGACCAUGGGCUGGGGCUCUGGCUCUACCGGCACUCCCCAGGAGCAGCCCUACAUCUGCAAGGGCGACAAGUGCCCCUCUGGCUCUGGAGGCUCUGGAGGCUCUGGCGGCUCUGGAUCCGGCGGCUCUGGCUCUGGCUCUGGCGGCUCUGGCUCUGGAUCCGGCGGCUCUGGCUCUGGUGGAUCCGGCUCCGGCUCCAGCUGCUCGGGCGCCGGCUGCAGCUCCACCGACACCCCCGGCGUUGUCACUGCUGGCGCUGGUGCCGUCAAGCUCAGCCUUGGUCUGGCCGCCGUCCUCGCCGUCCUGGCCCUGUAA